AAGAAGCAUGGUCUCUGACAGCCCCCGAUCGAGUCCAGACCCGGUUCUGUGUGGGAGGCCGGCCCUGCAGAUGUUGUACCACGCACCCACAGAGAAGGUGUUCCGCUUCCCCCCUGUUAACAGUGGAUCGGGGUCACCAUGACGCAGGUGAUGGUUGAGGCGGUGGGGCUGCAGAGCGUCGCUGCACCCACUCUGCAGGUCCUGUAACGUUACUGAACUGUUGUAGCUCGCAGCUCGGCGGGACUCGAGGCGACGACCUCUGUGCACCACCCACGGCUGACUCAUAUCACAACCUGCAUCAGAAGCUGCAGCCCGCACCUUCUCACGUCUUUCCCCUCAGAUAAGUUUUCAGUUUCAGAUUCUUUUAUAGCUGGUCGUCAGACUCGCAGUGAGCUUCCAGCGGCUGCUCCUUCUCUUUUCUCUUUAGUUUAGAUCAACAUGUUUAUUUGCUUUCUUGCGUGGAUGAGAUGAUGCCGUCACCGUGAUAAGUCUGGUAAACAGACCUACAAGCAGCUCCUAGAACAGAACUGGACGGUCCUUUCAGCAGGUCCAGACUAAAUGGGCUUCUUCAGCAGAUCAAGAAAACUGCAGCUGCAUCAGAAGCGGAUCAGAACCGACGGUAUCAGCACAGUCAGGCGCUCAGUGAGGUUCACACAGUGAUCAGGGGGAUUUUACAAGCUGCACCGGGUCCAGUCGGCCCGGCCAUCAGAACCAUGGGACACUAGACUGGUUUAGUUUAUUUCUCCUGGUCAUCCCAGAUCAUCUCAUUUCUCUUUGUGGAUAUAAAAUCACAGCUCUGCAUUAAUAUUCUGUGUCCUGAACUUUUCUCUCCUCUCCCUUUCAUUCGUUGCAGCUCGGCUCGCCAUGUUAAAGUCUUCAAACCCCUCCCGUGUGUAGAAACUAAAAGCCACCAAUGAUCAGAUUUUGUUUGCUCAUGCUUCUGAUAUAAACACAGAACAUGUCAUGAGAACGUUCUGACCUGCAGCAGAGAACCUCGUCUGUCUGCAGCCGGCUCAGAUCUGCAGGACGUCGCAGCGUCUUUCAGCACUCUGUUUCUGUUUUACGCUCCUCUACUGUCCUCCUCAGAUCCAGACUCUCUGUCUACAGAAGCCGCUGCUGUAAGAGAUUUGAUGAACACACUGUGACAUGUUCAGCACACAGACUGAGUUAGCGACCGAGCGGCUGGUAAAUACUGUGAAGCGUUUAGCCGCUACAGAGGGAGUUUUGUUUCCCUGGAGCCUCGAUUAUACUCCAGAACAUACGUGCACGCAGUUAGUUCAGGUCAGUACAUCAGUAUUUAUGUGUAUCAAAUCAAAAACACAUCCUUGCUGGAAAUAAAAAUGGUGUUUUAUAUGUUUUUCUUUCAAACAAUCACAAAAAACAAACUAGUGACGACGUCACUGCCUUUCUUCAAACUCAUCUUCCAUCUUGGUUUUCCAUCACACAGCGACGCAGGUGCUCGCUGUUAUUAGACGUACGUGGAGGUUCAGUCACGUUCACACAAAAACUUUUUUCACUCAACUUAAAAACAGCAAAAUUCUGAAGUUGGUAGAAUAAAGUCCAACAGACAGAACAAAUGUGUCAUGUGGCCAAGAAAUGUUUUAUCCACAUGAUUCUGGAACAGUUAGUUAAUACGGAGGAACAUGAAUGUUGUAGUGACUUCAUUUAUUUUAUUUUGAUGAUGACACAUCAUAGAUGUGUCACAUGACCCUUGUUUGAUCCUCAGGUGAUGGAAUGAACCUUUGAUCCGUUCUGACACCAUUUCUCUUCACAUCCAGCCGAGCCGUGCUGCAGUCAGUGGCCUCCUUCAGUCAUACGAGACUCGGAGAGAGCAGAUGUUAUCACGCCGCUCGUCGUUCUGCUGAUUUAUUCCCAGAACCAGAAGACUUUCAGGCGUUUACCUGACCUACAUCGCUUGGCGUGGGAUGGCAGGGAGGAGUUACUAGUAACGUGUCUUUAUAUCGAGAGGUGUAUCUCCAGCAUCAGAGACAGUCAUAGCGGAAACGUCUUGCCGACACACAAACUCAGAGCUGCAUAUAAACACAGAGAGCGUGCAGUCGUCAGCAGACAGCAGGCGGCUCGGUCAUGGCGCUGGUUUUCAGAGCUUUGCUGGUGCUCGGCCUCGCCACGCUGCUGCACGCUGGCAGGAGAGGCCAGACGAUCUCGGUGAAACUGGGCCGGGGAACCGGACUGAGGGGCAGGACGGUGAGACUGCACCUGGACCCGUCGGUGCAAACUCAGAUCAGCAGCACGACCAACUCAGACAUCGCCGACAUGUCUCUGACGCCGUGGACGUACAGAGAAUCCUGUGAGCCAGCUCGCCUGCCGCAGCAGAUCUCUCACGCUCAGUGUUUGACCUCCGGCUGUCUGAGCCUGCAGGGUGGAGCAGAGGAUGCAGCUCUGGAGGCUCAACCCAUCUACUACCAGGCCCUGGUCCUCCACAGAGUCCAGAGGCUCAGUGAGAGAGGAGGGAGGAAGCUCAGGAGGAGCUACAGCUUCCGGCUGAAGACGGAGAGGAUCCCAGUGGGCUGCACCUGUGUGAGGCCCAGCGUCGUCCUGCAGCAGUGACACACCUGACACACACCUGACACACACCUGACACACACCUGACACACCUGACACACACCUGACACACACCUGACACACCUGACA
Acanthopagrus latus (yellowfin seabream) is the source of this 2652-nucleotide messenger RNA. It is a transcript of the gene il17a/f3, whose product is annotated as interleukin 17a/f3. The record is from RefSeq and is a predicted model, not a curated record. Gene Ontology annotation, cellular component: extracellular region. Bases 2086 to 2568 code for a protein of 160 amino acids. The transcript has 7 exons. NCBI's taxonomy places the organism in Eukaryota, Metazoa, Chordata, Actinopteri, Spariformes, Sparidae. Gene Ontology annotation, molecular function: cytokine activity. Gene Ontology annotation, biological process: inflammatory response.